This is a messenger RNA of Centropristis striata (black sea bass), 6125 nucleotides long. It is a transcript of the gene tdrd6b, whose product is annotated as tudor domain-containing 6. The record is from RefSeq and is a predicted model, not a curated record. NCBI's taxonomy places the organism in Eukaryota, Metazoa, Chordata, Actinopteri, Perciformes, Serranidae. Gene Ontology annotation, biological process: spermatogenesis. The transcript has 4 exons. The coding region runs from base 144 to 6020 and encodes 1958 amino acids.
UUUGUGAUUCUUCAAUAAAAAAAGAGAAGAAGAGAAGACGCAGAAAAGUUCAGGCCAGUUCACGCCCCCGCUCCUACCGACACAGAAACCCAAUAAUGAGUCUUCUGCACCAAACACGGUGUAUUUGACCUCUGAUCUUCACCAUGUGUUCAAUUCCUGGCCUUCCAACGCCAGGAUCAGAGGUACCUGUUCUCAUCACAAGGGUAAACCUGAACUCCUCUUGUGGUCUUGUGGAAUUAUUAGUUAACAUUGAUGAUGGGAGGAAGCAUGUUUAUGAGGAGAUGAGAGAGGAAAUUCAGACAUCUGAAAGGAAGUCCUAUGGAUCAGAAGGAAAAGCAGGGGAUCUCUGCCUGGUUUGCAUCACUGACAGCUGGCACAGAGCUCGGAUUGUAUCAACGCAAAGUGGAACUUGCAAUGUUUUUCUAAUUGACCAAGGACAGCCCCAUACCGCCACCAGAGAAGCUUUAGCAUGGGGCCAGAGCGACAGUUUUCUUCUUCCUCCUGAAACUGAAUCAUGCAUACUUGCAAACAUUGUCUCUCUUGAGAAUAACUGGCCUGAAAAAGCUACAAAGUUUUUGGAGUCGCUGCCUGGCAAGACGUUUAAGGGACUGGUUCAGCAUGUGCUGAUGCCCGACAGGAUCAUCGUCCUUGACAUCCCAGUUGUUUCCAAGCACAUGUGUAAGUUUGGAGUUGCAAAGAAGUUGCCAGUAGAUGAGUUCAAAUGCCUUGUACAGAAAUGUCUUGAGGCCGAUCGCAUAACGCCCGAACAGAAUCUGAAUGUUGGUUGCCAACUUGAGAAGCAUGACCAAUAUUUUUACCCAGAACUGUUAACGGAAACUUUCGAAACUGUUCAUGUGACAGAGGUAACUAAUCCAUAUAACAUUUUUUGCAAACUCCUGAUAUUUUCUAAGGCCGUGAAGAUAUUAUCAGAACAGAUCCAGCAACACUAUGAAGAGAACUCAGAUUUGGGAGAGAUGCCACCUUUGAACUACGGGGAUCCAUGUGCUGCUAAAGGGAUGAAUGGCAGAUGGAAUCGCUCCUUACUAAAGCAAACCUUGACUACUAGCGAUGCCACUGUACAAGUCUUGCAUGUCGAUGAAGGAAAAAUUGAACUGGUCCCAGUUGGAGACAUCAGACCUUUGCAUGGAAAAUUUCUGAGAAUGCCAGUUGUCACGUAUCGCUGUUCUCUUGAAGGUUUAAAAGAUAAUGGCAAAGGGUGGACCACAGACCAGACUGAUUACCUGAAAUCACUGCUCCUGAACCAGACAAUCGUGGCAAAGUUUAACCACCACAAUAUACUUCAAGAUGUCUAUACUGUCGCUCUCUAUGCAGAAAAUGCUGCAUGCAUAAACACAUGUUUUAUCGAGAAGGCAGGACCCUUUUCACCCUCCAAGACUGAACAAGUUUCAGUUGUCAAUAAUGAAGCCAUUCCCUCAUCAGUGCUUGGUCCACUUGGAGAUGAACGUUGUGUGGAUUUACAGAGCAAAAUCAUAGUAAAUGUCAAUGGUUUAGAAGAGGAAACUUUGAUAAGCACCAAGAACCUGGCAGUCAAUGGCAGGACGGAUGAUGUAUCCACCUCUGAAACGGAUGAUACUCCUAGCAAAGAGAGUGAAGACCAUCCAGUCCCUCUCAUACAGAUCAAUGGGCAUCUUUCCACAGAUUUCCCCUCUGAGGCACAAAAUGCUUUUGAUGAUGAGGUUUCUGUUGGGGGUAGUGUCAUUGUCAAAGUAUCUUUCAUAGAAAGUCUACAGAAGUUCUGGUGUCAAAAAGUAGAAAAUGGUGACUGUCUUAGACUCCUGAUGCAAGACCUGCAAAACCACUAUGCAUCUGCACACCCUCAGCCGCUUGUUGAGUCGAUCUGCGUCGCCCGAAAUCCAGACAAUGACAUGUGGUACAGAGCAAAGAUCAUGGCAAGUCACCACUCUCCUGUUGUAGAUGUGAGAUUUAUAGACUAUGGUCAAACUCGAACGGUGGCUCUACGAGACGUGCGCCCCAUUGAUCCAUCUUUUUUGCGGCUAAAUGCGCAGGCUUUUCAGUGUUGCUUUUUCAAUCGGAAUAUUUCCAGUAAUCCCACCACCAACACUCAGACUGAUGAUGCAGAGUUUCAGAAAUUUGUGGAUUUAGGUGCUUUGUCAAACAGUGGGUUGAAGUGCAUUGUUAAAGCUGUAACAUCUGAUGAAGACGGUCUGCCGUUGAACAUGGUAGACAUUGAAACACCAUCUGACAGUGAGCUUCUGACUCAGACAUGUGCACAGCCUGAAGCUUGCAUUCAAAUUCCUGAACAAGUCCCAUCAGAUGCAUACAGUUACUCCACACAUAAUAUUGAGGUUGGUGGAAAAGAAAAGAUGUGGGUAACCUCUUCAGAAAAUGUCAAUCACUUCUACUGCCAACUGGACAGGAAUUCUUGUUUGUUUGACAAAGUAAUGGAAAAUAUAAAACAAUGGCUUUGCCAGCCAGAGUGCACAGAUCACCAAAUUGGACUUAAGAGCAUUUGCUUAGCGAGGUACACUGAUAAUCAGUGGUACAGAGGUCAAGUAGAAGAAAUGUCUCCAAAACUUAAAGUGCACUUUGUCGACUUCGGUGAAACGCUUGCAGUCAACGAAUCUGAUAUUCGCCCCUUUCCCACUGGAGCAAAUAUGGCCAAGUCUAUCCCUGUGCAGGCUGUUCCACUUGGACUGUUUGAUGUCCCUGCAAAAGUGCCACAGGAAGUUAAUCAGUGGUUUGCAGACCAUGCUGUUGGCCAAGGUUUCACCAUUUCAGUGGUAGCAAAAGAGGCAAAUGGGAAGCUAAUUGUUGAACUGUUUGAAGGAUCUCUGAAUGUAAAUAUAAAAGUCAGAGAGAAAAUAUCGAAGAUGAUAAAACAAGGGAAGAAUAGUCUCAUUCAGCAGACUGACCAGCAGCUUCCCAACAGCUCAGAACAUGCCAGUGUGUCAAAUGAGGACUGUUUAACACAAGAGCUUGUCAAUAAAUCAGUAUUAACAAACAUGAGAGAACAAAGUAAAGUCCACAGAAAGAAUGAAACAUGUGCAGGAGAUGAGUGGAGUUCACAAACCAUAACUAAUGUAUCUGCACCAGAGACUGAACAUGAAAAGAUAUUGGAUGAAGGAAGAAAACCAGCUUUGGAUGUCAUUGUUACUGACAAAGAAAUAGAAGGGGGCCACAAUGACUCAGAAGUUACACAACUUUCCCUUCCUUCUUGCCCUGAGGGAAUCUACAUGUACAAGUGGCCAAACAUUUUGCAAAACAAGACAGAAGAGGUAUACACAUCCUGCAUUGUUGGACCACAUCAUUUCUGGUGUCAGUACAUUAACACCAAAGACCUGAACAUGGUCUCAGUGCUUGCUCAAGAAGCAGGACAGGCACAUUAUGACAUGAUGUUCCCCAAGACUCUUGGUCCUGGCAGUCCAUGCCUUGCUCUGUUUUCCAGUGACAAUCAGUGGUAUCGAGCCCAAGUUACUCGCAGAGUUGACGAUGCAUUCAAUGUUUUGUUUAUCGACUACGGAAAUGAGUCUAAUGUUCCCAUCAAGAAUGUAAGAUCACUGCCUCAGAGUCUACUGGAAAAGACUCCUCAGGCAUUUUUGUGUUUUUUGAAUGGAUUUGAUGAGUCAGAGGGUUCAUGGGAUGACGAUGCGUAUGAUUCAUUCCACAGUCUUCUGGUUGAUAAACCACUCACAGUGACGAUGCUCAACACAGAGGAUCAUUCAGAAGGUCCAGUUCCUCAGUAUGCAGUCGAAAUUGAGUGUGAGGGAAUGGUUGUGAAUGCAGCAAUGCAGAAAUACUGGAAAUCAACUGCCAAAGAAAAUGUUCCAGUUGAAGCCUCUCAAACAGAAACCCUCCUCCUUGAUGGUCAAAUCCAGUCCAACAUGACCAACCUCACUGUUUCCAAAGAAAAUGGGAACACUUGCAUGUACAAGGAGCCAUGCAUCUCCAAAAACAAAAAGGUGGCGGUAUAUGCUUCUUGCAUUGUGGAACCUCAUUUCUUCUGGUGUCAGUAUGCCAACACAGAGGAGCUCAGCAAAGUGACAAGACUUGCUCAGGAGGCAGGGCAGGCAGAACAUGACAUGAUGUUCCCAGAGACUCUCGGUCCCGGCAGUCCAUGCCUUGCUCUGUUUUCCAGUGACCACCAGUGGUAUCGAGCUCAAGUAAUUCAAAGAGUUGACGAUAUAUUCGAUGUCCUGUUUAUUGAUUAUGGAAAUGAGGCUGACAUUGACAUCAAGAGUGUGAAAUCACUGCCUCAGAGUCUUUUGGAGAAGGCUCCUCAGGCUUUUUUGUGCUCUUUGAAUGGAUUUGAUAAAUCCAGGGGCUCCUGGAAUGAUGAAGUCUACGAAGAGUACUAUAAUCUUCUGGUUGAUAAACCACUCACUGUGACAGUGCUCAACACAGAGGAACAUUCAGAAAGUGCAGUUCCUCAGUAUGCAGUGGAAAUUGAGUGUGAGGGAGUGGUUGUAAAUGCAGCAAUGCAGAAGUACUGGAAAUCCAUUGCCAAAGAACAUGUUCCAGUUGAACCCUCUCAAACAGAAACUUUCCCCCAAGAUGGUCAAAUCCAGUCCAACAUGACCAACCUCACUGAUUCCAAAGAAAUUGUUGAUGCCUACAUGUACAAGGAGCCAUGCUUCUCAAAAAAUAAAAAGGAGGAGGUAUAUGCUUCUUGCAUUGUGGAACCUCAUUUCUUCUGGUGUCAGUAUGCCAAUACAGAGGAACUCAGCAAAGUGACAAGACUCGCUCAGGAGGCAGGGCAGACAGAACAUGACAUGAUGUUCCCAGAGACUCUCGGUCCCGGCAGUCCAUGCCUUGCUCUGUUUUCCAGUGACAACCAGUGGUAUCGAGCUCAAGUGAUUCGAAGAGUUGACGAUAUAUUUGAUGUCCUGUUUAUUGACUAUGGAAAUGAGUCUGACGUUGACAUCAAGAAUGUGAGAUCUAUGCCUGUGAGUCUGCUGGAGAAGGCUCCUCAGGCCUUUAUGUGCUCCUUGAAUGGAUUUGAUAAGUCCAGGGGCUCCUGGAAUGACCAAGUUUAUGAUGACUUCUACAAUCUUCUGGUUGAUGAACCACUCACAGUGACGGUGCUCAACACAGAUAACCAUUCAGAAAGAGCAGUUCCUCAGUAUGCAGUGGAAAUUGAGUGUGAUGGAGUGGUUGUAAAUGCAGCCAUGCAGAAAUACUGGAAACCAGUUGCCAAGGAACGUGCUUCGUUUGAACACCCUGAAACAAAAACCUUUGUCCAAGAUAAUCAAACCAAGUCCAACAUGACCAACCUCACUGUUUCCAAAGAAAAUGGGAACACUUGCAUGUACAAGGAGCCAUGCAUCUCCAAAAAUAAAAAGGAGGCAGUAUAUGCUUCAUGUAUUGUGGAACCUCAUUUCUUCUGGUGUCAGUAUGCCAACACAGAGGAGCUCAGCAAAGUGACAAGACUUGCUCAGGAAGCAGGACAGGCAGAACAUGACAUGAUGUUCCCAGAGACUCUCGGUCCCGGCAGUCCAUGCCUUGCUCUGUUUUCCAGUGACAACCAGUGGUAUCGAGCUCAAGUAAUUCGAAGAGUUGACAAUGCAUUCGAUGUCUUCUUUAUUGAUUAUGGAAAUGAGUCUGACGUUGACAUCAGGAACGUGAGACCACUGCCUCAGAGUCUGCUGGAGAAGGCUCCUCAGGCCUUUUUGUGUUCUUUGAAUGGAUUUGAUAAGUCCAGGGGCUCCUGGGAUGAUGAAGUCUACGACGACUUUUACAAUGUCCUGGUCGACAAACCACUUAGAGUGACGGUUUUCAACAUAGAGUAUCAUUCAGAGAUGGCAGUUCCUCAGUAUGCGGUUGAAAUUGAGUGUGAUGAAGUGGUGGUUAAAACACUGAUGGAGAAACACUGGAAAGGACUGGACACAGAUGAUACAUUGGCAGAAAGUUUGGUAUCAGUGGACCAGGAUAAUGUGGAGUGUUGGAGUUUGAAGUCAUCAAAAAAACACCAAAUGAACGCUCUGGACCUUCUGGAUGAAUGGCCAUGUUGUGACAAAGCAGGCUUGACUUUUGUGAGCUGAAAAUACACAUUUGUCAUGUUAGAAAUUUUACAAACUGUAAUUUUACUAACUAAAUGAAGCGAAGCAUGUCUUGUGGUUAAUUUGUGUCAAUAAACAUACUAUACU